GACCACCAAAUUCAACCAAAGGACUAUCUGGGCUCGUGCGCACCAAUUUUGUCAGAGAUGAGAGUGCAGGACAGCGUGCCGCGUACUGGGCAUGUGCACGCCACAGCGGAAUGAGUACUGCUGGGACAUGGACAACGUGCCAGUAGGGGACUGAGGACUUUAGUGGGCGGGCGGGGGAGGACGCUCAGGGGAUCCUCUCGUGUUCGCAGCACCGGUUUCACCAUGAGAGUGGACCUCCUGGCCUUAAGACUGAUGUGCUUUGCCUGGUUGUGGCCUGUCACGCAGCUCAACAGCAGCCACUUCCCCAGCAAGAGGAGACACAAGGAGCUCCGCCUCGGGGACAGCAACAAACAGAAGCAUGGCGGACGAGUGGACCUCAAGAUGAAAAAGCUGGAUAGCACAAAGUCUUUGCUAAUUAAAUCAGAGCAGCUGCUUCGAAUAGAGGACCAUGACUUUGCAAUGAGGCCGGGCUUUGGAGGUUCUGCUAUUCCUGUCGGCAUCGAUGUCCAGGUAGAGAGCAUCGACAGCAUAAGUGAAGUAAACAUGGACUUCACAAUGACUUUGUACCUGAGACAUUACUGGCAAGAUGAUCGUCUGGCCUUCCCCUCCAGCAACAAUAAGAGUCGAACCUUCGACUCCCGUCUGGUGAAGAAGAUCUGGGUGCCUGAUGUGUUCUUUGUGCACUCCAAGCGCUCUUUUAUCCAUGACACAACCAUGGAGAACAUCAUGCUGAGGGUAUUCCCUGAUGGCAACAUUCUCUACAGUGUCCGGAUUACUGUGACAGCACUUUGCUCAAUGGACUUCAGCAGUUUCCCUCUGGACACACAGAACUGCUCGCUGGAGCUUGAGAGCUAUGCUUACAAUGAGAACGACCUCAUGCUCUACUGGAAGAACGGAAACGAUUCAUUAAGGACUGAUGAGAUCGUGCUCUCACAGUUUUUUGUUGAAGACUUCCAGCCUUCUUUUGGGCUCGCCUUUUACAGCAGUACCGGCUGGUACAAUCGGCUCUACAUUAAUUUCAUUCUCAGGAGGCACAUCUUCUUCUUCAUGCUCCAGACGUAUUUUCCCACCAUGCUGAUGGUGAUGCUGUCUUGGGUGUCCUUCUGGAUAGACAGGAGGGCCGUACCAGCCCGUGUCUCUUUGGGCAUCACCACGGUGUUGACAAUGUCCACCAUCAUCACCGGUGUGUCCGCCUCAAUGCCUCAGGUGUCUUACGUCAAAGCUGUGGAUAUCUACUUGUGGGCCAGCUUCCUCUUUGUCUUUCUCUCUGUCAUCGAGUAUGCCGCCGUCAAUUAUUUCACCACAGUGGAAGAGAUGAAGAAGCUCAAGAGGGCAAAGAUCCCAGCGUCCUUCGACGCCACCCAGGCCAUGGCUUUCGACGGCUGUUUCCAUGACAACGACAUCGACCUGACCUCUUUCCCAGAGGUCUCCAGCACGGCAAACACAGACAGGAACACGCAGUCACGAAACUCCACCGUGUCGGGCCCCACGGAGGGCACCAGGCUACGCCGCAAGAAUCCUUUAAAACACAACCUCAGCUUCAUAAUGAGCAACAGCUAUAUGAUUGACUCCUACUCAAGAGUUUUAUUCCCCCUGGCUUACCUGCUCUUCAACAUCAUUUACUGGAGUUUGUAUGCAUAGCAACACUAUUUUUUUAAACCUAUUAUUAUACAUCAUAGUAAGAUGUUUUUCACAAAUGAUUGUAUUUCAAGCUACAUUGUGAACUGCAUAGUUAUUGUACAACACUGGAAAAUAAAUGUAUCCAG
Messenger RNA from Nerophis lumbriciformis (worm pipefish), 1766 nucleotides. RefSeq names its product gamma-aminobutyric acid type A receptor subunit rho3a (gene gabrr3a). Gene Ontology annotation, molecular function: extracellular ligand-gated monoatomic ion channel activity; transmembrane signaling receptor activity. Lineage: Eukaryota; Metazoa; Chordata; Actinopteri; Syngnathiformes; Syngnathidae. Gene Ontology annotation, cellular component: membrane. The record is from RefSeq and is a predicted model, not a curated record. Gene Ontology annotation, biological process: monoatomic ion transmembrane transport.